AUGUCGACAAUAUUAGAAGAUGAUAGUGAUGACAGCGAAGAAUGGAUUUCCAUUGAUGAUGAUAAUGAUGAUGACAAUGAUAGUGAAGAUGAAGAUAAUAAGUUAACCUAUCAUCAUAACGAGCCAGAAGAAUUAAAAGACCUGGACUGGAAUGAUUUACCAAAUUUUAUUCGUCAUCUCGAUUAUAACCAAUUACCAUACAAGGGUACUCAAUUUUACUUAGGUUCUGAAAAAGAUUUUCAACAAAAAGAAACCGAUUAUAUGAAACGAACAGGUAUUUACAAAUUGAUAGAUAAACUAGAUGGAAUUCAUCGAACUGCUAGUCAAACAUGUCUAGCCGAUAUUGUCGAACAAGUAGAAAUCAAAUUGAAUAAUUUACUUGAUUCAAAAUGUAUCGACGAAGUACACUAUAUGAAAAUGAAUAUUAGUCGAUUAUCGGUUCGAAUGCAUUAUCUUUAUUUUGUACCAGAAAUUCACAAAGAAGGAAUUCCAAUUCGACCAAUUAUGAUAUGUAAUGAUGGACCAACAAUGAACAUAGUUCGUUAUAUAACUCCUAUUCUAUGGUCUAUUUUUGAUCGAGCAACUAAUUGCAGACGAUUUUCAAAUGGUGCUGUCGAUGUUAUACAUGCCAUUGAACAUUAUGCUCAAAUAGGUCAUCUUAUACCUCGAACUCUCUUCGUAACAUUUAAUAUGGAUGAAUUGAUGACAGUUUUUCGACAUGAUGAAACAAUAGCAGCCUUAAAAAGUUUACUUGUCGAACAAUUACCAGAUCAGAUGAUAGAUGGUCUUACUAUUGAUACUAUUCUAGAAUUAGUUCAUUUUGUUUUGAAAAAACAAUUUGUUGUUUAUAAUUAUGCAUUGUAUCAACAAAUUCAUGGUGGUGCUUCUGGUUUACCACUAACUAUGUUCUUGACCUUUAUUAACGUGUUUUAUGGUCAACAUCGAGAUCUUGUAAAAUCAUUGAAAGAAAAAAAUGAAUUUUUUGGCAGAUAUCGAGAACAAGCAAUUAUAACAUGGCAUGGAUCUGAAGGUCAAUUUCGUACAUUACUCAAGAAAAGUAUUGGUAUUGAACAUACACGAAAUCUGGUAACAAUAUCUAUUGGAUCAAAAGUUCAUUUCCAUGAUCUUGAAAUUAGCUAUAAGAAUAAUGAUGGUAUUCUCGAAAGUAAAGUUUAUUAUGAUUCAGCUAUUGAUACUUUACCCAAUGUAUCCGAUAAACCAAUGGAAAACCAAUCAAAACAAUUAUAUGCUGUUCUCUAUCGAGCUGUUCGAUGUUCUUCUGAUGUUGAAACUUUUCAUCAUGAACUAUGUCAUAUUCAAUUAUCAUUUCUUACAUCGGGCUUCACAUCAGAAUUUAUUCAUUCUAAUAUCGAACGUUUUUACCAAGAAUUUGGUAUACAAGAAAAAUUCUUCUCAUUAUUUUUGAAUGAUGAUGAUGAAUAUAAUAAUUUACGUCAACGUAUUAUACAAGACGUUGAACAGCAAAUGAAAUUGAAACAACAACGUGAAGAACAAAAAAAAUAUACAUUAUUCGUAUCAUGUCCACGUUUUAUUCAUCAAGAAAGUCGUGAUAUUUUCAAGCAAGGUUUUCAAGAUUUGUGGAAGAAAUAUUUUGGUAAUGAAUCACAAACGAAACAUGUACAAAUCAAAUGGAUAGAACGAACAACAACUCCUCUAGCAAAAAGUGAUUUUCUGAUCAACAAACGACCACCACUUCGGAUGAGUCUAGCACAAGGAAAUGAAUUUCAUGAUGAUUUUGAUGCAGAUGACGAGACAAAUAUUCAAUUCGAUAAGAGACGUAGGCGAUUCGUGAAAGAAUAUGAUGAUGAUUUAUUUGAUAUUGAGCAAUGUCCAGAGGUAGAACAGAUUUUACCUGGUUUAACAGUUGGUGAACAAGAAAAACAACAAUAUUUAUCUGGAAAGUUAAGUCACCUAUCAGGUACACAUCAAGAAUCCGAAAGUACUACUCGAGCAGCCGAUGUACUAUCGCGAAUAAAAACAGAUAACGUCGUCAUCUCCAGUCAAUUGAUACCAAAAUAUUUAUCACAUGAAAACUAUAAGAUUAUUCUAUAUCAAAUACCUAUUGAAAAAGAAAUCAUCCGUAUUGAAUAUGAUUUCUUUGAUCGAUUAUUCGAACUUGAAUUUUAUAGUGAAAAUUCAAAUGUGUAUCAAAAACAACUAUUUCAAUAUCUUACACAAAAGAAAUUUGAUAUGGAGAAAUCAAAACUAGAACUUGCUCUAUUAAAACAGCGUAUCACUCAUAAUCAUCUACCAACAUCAUUUGAUAAACUCGAAAUAUCGAUACCUACUCCAAUACAUACAAUAAUGGAUACGGAGACAGCUCAAUCUCUAAAAGGUCGAUAUGAUAAAAUUUUACAACGAACAAAAGUUGAUAUGAUGCAAGUUUAUGUUGAAGCUGUUGAAUUUCGAGCAAAUCAAUAUCGAUUACAGUUUAAUAAUGCAAUGAAUAAAUUAAAAUAA
Molecule: messenger RNA, 2481 nt
Organism: Rotaria sordida
Lineage: Eukaryota; Metazoa; Rotifera; Eurotatoria; Philodinida; Philodinidae
Source: the annotation of a GenBank genome assembly